CAUCAGAGCGGUGACGCGCUCCGCUUCCGCGUUCUUCGCAUAGCAACAGUGAGCGGAGGGAGCGGAGAUGGCGGCUCAGACACAGCGGCGGCGCUGAGACCGCGACGGACAGACGGAGACGACGAGGGCCGGCAGGGGAGGAGGGCUUUAACGGCACCGACGACACGGACAUGGCCUCCGCCGGCGCUCGGAUCAGCCAGCAGGCCCUGGCCGUGCUGGACGUGGCUCUGCGGGUGCCCUGUAUCUUUAUAAUCGACGCCAUUUUUAACUCUUACCCCGACCCCGGAGCGGGCUGGGCCGGCACAGCCGGCAGGGUUGUGGGGCGAGUGCUGGGUAUUGUGGUCUGCAGUGUAGUGCUGGUGCUGUCUCAGAAGUCCCUCUUUAAGUUCUACGCCCUGUUCUGUGCCGUGCUGCUGGGCGCCGUUGCAGUGUUGAUAAACUACUAUGCCACGUCCCAUAUAGACUUCUAUAGCGCCUACUACAAGGCAGCACUGGGCUUUCGGGUGCUGCCCCGAAACGGGCCCACGCUGUGGCUGGGCAUGGCGGUGCUGCAGCUGCUGUUUGGCACGGGAUACGUGGUCCUGCUGAACGUGCGCUCGCUGUGCGCUGCCCUAGUGGUGUUGGACAUCCUGCUGCCUCUGUCAGGCCUGGUCAUGGAGCUGCCGCUGGACGUGCGGCAGCUGGUGGCCGUGGCCUCGGGCCUGAUGCUGGCCCUGAACACGGCCGUGUGCCUGCUGCUGCGGCUCAAGUGGUUCUACUACUCCUGCCGCUAUGUGUACCUGCUGGUGCGCCACAUGUACCGCAUCUAUGGCCUACAGCUGCUGCUGGAGGACACGUGGAAGAGGAUCCGCUUCCCCGACGUGCUGCGAGUCUUCUGGCUGACCCGCAUGACGGCACAGGCCGUGGUGCUGGUGUAUGUGGUGAAGGCGGCCCGGCUGGAGAGCGGCGGGGAGCAGCCCUACCUGACGUGGGACGUCUUCUGGGACCUGUGUAGCAACCUGAUCAUCAGUGGCUGCGACUCCACACUGACGGUUCUGGGCAUGAGCGCAGUCAUCUCCUCCAUUGCCCACUACCUGGGCCUCAGCAUCUUGGCCUUCAUCGGCUCCACGGAGGAGGAGGACAAGCGGCUUGGUUUUGUGGCACCCGUGCUCUUCUUCAUCCUUGCGCUGCAGACGGGACUGAGCGGUCUGGAUCCCGAAGAGCGGCUGGUGCGCCUCAGCAGGAACAUGUGCCUCCUGCUCACGGCCGUCCUGCACUUCAUCCACGGCAUGACGGACCCAGUGCUGAUGUCCCUGAGCGCCUCACACGUCCCGUCCGCCCGCCGCCACCUGCCCGUGCUGCUGGUGUCGCUGGGUCUCCUGGUGCUGCCUGUGCUGCUCAGUCGCCUGCUAUGGCGACACUACGCCCUCAACACCUGGCUGUUUGCCGUCACUGCCUUCUGUGUGGAGCUGUGCCUGAAGGUGCUGGUCUCGUUGACUGUGUAUGGCCUGUUCAUGAUCGAUGGCUACUACAACGUACUCUGGGAGAAGCUGGAUGACUACGUCUACUACGUGCGCUCCACGGGCAACGUUAUCGAAUUUGUCUUCGGCGUGGUCAUGUUCGGCAACGGCGCCUACACCAUGAUGUUCGAGUCGGGCAGCAAGAUACGGGCCUGUAUGAUGUGCCUCCAUGCGUACUUCAACAUUUACCUGCAGGCGAAGAAUGGUUGGAAGACCUUCAUCAACCGCCGCACGGCCGUGAAAAAGAUCAACUCCCUUCCGGAGGUGAAGGGCACCGAGCUGCGGGACGUGGAGGAUGUGUGCGCCAUCUGCUACCAGGAGUUUACAGCCUCGGCCCGAAUCACGCCCUGCCGCCACUACUUCCACGCCCUCUGCCUCCGCAAGUGGCUCUACAUCCAGGACACCUGCCCCAUGUGCCAUCAGAAAGUGUACGUUGAGGAGGACACCCGCGAGCGUGCCCCGUUCUCCAACAACAAUGGCUACGCGCCAGCUGGAGAGGAGCGGGGGGCGGAGUUUGACGGAGGAGGUGGAGCGGAAGCGGGGCCGGCAGCAGCAGCAGCAGAGAGGGCGGAGCCUGAUAACGAGCUGCUGGAGGAUAAUGACAGUAUAGAAUACGAUGAGGACGAGUGGGGCACCCAGAGCGCGGCGACCCCUGUAGAGGAGGACUACAUUAAUGAUGACACAGACUCGAACACGGACUGAAGGAAACAGGUGUUUUUAGUUUAAGACAAAACAAGCAUCUUAAUUUUUGAGAUCAGGGAAAGUUCUUUUUUCCUCUUGCUCCUUUAGGAUUUGUUUUGUAUGUCUGUGUCUCUCAAAGGGCUGAGUGGAGUUAAAAGAAUAACAUUGGAGAGAGUGAGUGCCUAAGCAAGGGGUCAGAGGUCAGAGAGACGCACGCAAGUGGUCCUCCGGAGUGUUUAGUAACGGCAUCUAUGGAGUGUUCGCUACUUUAGAGUCGAAGAUCGAGGGAGAUCUUCGCAUCUCGCGCUGCCCCGCUUACGGAAGGAGAGGUAAAAGGCGACGUGCUACUGCAACCACACAGAUAUACCUCUUUAUGGCUACUACUGGUCUCUUGUGUGACCUUGCUUCAAAUUUGUGUACAUUGUUGUACAUGUAAUAAAAGAAUGACGCUCUUUCCCGUGCGAAAAAGAGAGAAGUGUUUGUGCUGUGUUCUCAGAGGUGGCUGGAGAAGGACUGAGUGAAACUCUGACUGCGCCAUGUCUCAGUAAAUAAGACGUUUUCAGACCACGUCUGUGUUAGUCUCCACAUUUCGUUCAGACUCGGCUCAGUUGCUUUCGUUGUUUUGAACAUGACACUUUUUUUUUUUUUUUUGGUGUCUCUGUUCCCGUUCUGCACUACAACUAACACAAUUCUCCUGUUCUGGGUUUCAGUUAACGUUUCAGCUGGAGCAAUAAGCCCGUCAGUGAUGAUUAUGUUGAUGAGAGUCCAGUGACUGUUUUUGUAAAGCUUUAAAGAGAGAAUGCUGAGCCAGCAUCAGGUAUUGCCUUCCCCCAAUCAUCAACAGUAAAUUAUAGCUCGCUUCGGAGUCAUUAGGGAUAAAUGACUGACUGUAUUUGAAACGUGUUCGUUCUCCACUCCAAACGGGACUUGUUCACGUUUGGUGGGGCAAAUUUUGAAAUUCAAGCUUUUCCGUAUUGUAAUUAGCAACAUUUUGUGGACACGUUGCUCAAGAGUUUUCUAAAACAAAUAAAUAAAUAUAUAGGAAAAAAAAAAUCUGGGGGUGGGCAAUAUGGCCAAAGGCUAACUUUUUUUUUUUUUCCCUCCUCGAUACACAUCACUGCAUUACAAUAUUUAUUUUUUCUGAGGUCAUGGAGCAGUAAAUUCCCUUCUCACCAUGUCUGAGAAUUUCCCUAUGUACCAAUUAAGUGUGUUAUGUCCAGAUGAUAAAAUGAUCUGGAAAUCAAGGCCAUGUGGAGACAGAAUUCCCACCCUGUAUUGUCACGGUCAGAUCAAAACCUUAUCAGUUAAAUCUUUUUAUUGCAUCUAAACGUUGCCAUUUUGGAGAUUUGAGGUUUUGUUCAGACAGCGGCAAUCCAUCGAUCAUGUGAAAUCGGAGUAUUGAGUAAUGACUGAUCUGAGAUCAGCAGAAACUGGACUAAUUUGUUUUCUUCUUCAUGCUCAGUGGUCACUGCGCUCUCAGUUUCUUUGAGAAGUGUAUGAAGGAUUUUCAUGAUUUGGACAUGAUUUGUUUUGCUCAGUGGGACUUCAGGUGGAUCUAUUGAUUUUGCCGUUUGCUCAGAAGAGUUAAUAAAAUCAUAUUUAAUAGUGCGUUGCA
Molecule: messenger RNA, 3795 nt
Organism: Pygocentrus nattereri (red-bellied piranha)
Lineage: Eukaryota; Metazoa; Chordata; Actinopteri; Characiformes; Serrasalmidae
Gene: rnf139
Product: ring finger protein 139
Exons: 4
Coding region: 171-2201 (676 amino acids)
Biological process (GO): ERAD pathway
Cellular component (GO): endomembrane system; endoplasmic reticulum
Molecular function (GO): ubiquitin protein ligase activity; zinc ion binding
Source: RefSeq, a predicted model, not a curated record